Molecule: messenger RNA, 845 nt
Organism: Hyalella azteca
Lineage: Eukaryota; Metazoa; Arthropoda; Malacostraca; Amphipoda; Hyalellidae
Product: histone H1-delta
Exons: 1
Coding region: 79-597 (172 amino acids)
Biological process (GO): chromosome condensation; nucleosome assembly; negative regulation of DNA recombination
Cellular component (GO): nucleus; nucleosome
Molecular function (GO): structural constituent of chromatin; nucleosomal DNA binding; double-stranded DNA binding
Source: RefSeq, a predicted model, not a curated record
UGCAGCGAGUUUAGAACACAUCCUGACCUCGCGCAUUGAACAUCGUCACGCAGUUCCUUACAAAGCCUAAAAUUCGCCAUGGCUGACGCCGCUGCUCCCGUUGCUUCUACUUCUGCACCUGUGAAGAAAGCCGCUAAGGCUAAGAAGCCUGCCGCCGCCAAGAAAGCUGCCACGCAUCCUAAAUACACCGAGAUGAUCGCGGCUGCCAUCGAAGCACUGAAGGAUCGCAAAGGAUCUUCUGGUCAGGCAAUCAAGAAGUACAUCGUGACGACAUACAAGCUCGACGAGAAGGCUGUCGGCUCGCACGUGCGUGUGGCGCUCAAGCGAGGAGUUGCGGCGGGAACUAUUAAGCAGGUCAAGGGGGCUGGUGCUUCUGGCUCUUUCAAGCUCCCUGAUAAAACCGCCGGUCCUAAGAAGGCUCCUGCUGCCAAGAAGGUUAAGACCCCCAAGAAGGCCAAGACCACCACCGAGAAACCUGCUGUCAAGAAGAGCCCCAAGAAGUCCGUGAAGAAAGCCGCCAAGUCUCCUGCCUCCAAGAAGCCCAAGGCUAAGAAGGCGAAGAAACCUGUUGCCAAGAAGGUCACGCCUAAGAAGUAAUUUUGUUGUUGUUUAAGAUAAGGUUGAAAGGAAUUCAUUUGUAAAUACUCAUUAUGAGGAGCGGAGUAAGUUUCAUCGUAGUUUUAUAGUUUCACCAAAGUUUAUCUCGGUUUAUAACAUUUUUUUCUUUAAUGGAAUCUAUUUAGUGUAUUCAGUGAAGCUGUAAUGCCUGACUAAGUUCUACGGACAUGUGCAUUAGUGCUUAUACUAUGUACCUGAUUAUUUUAGUAAAGAUUUUGAAAAUAUUA